AUGACGGCCACAGGAACGGGAAUCCUACCGAGCUACCAACGAUUCGCAAACGGGGCCCCGAUCGCAUUCGCGCGAAAAUCAUUCCGCUCUCGUGAAAAGUGCGUGGUCGUCUUGGUGUUUCUCACCUUUGGAUUUGUCUGUUUUGGCACGUUUUUCUUUUUACCCGAUUUCCGCGCUGGUUUAAGUUCCACCGAUAGCGUGUAUCGAGUUUACGAUCAAAUUAAACGAGCUGGACCUGAAUUUUUACUUCCACCACCGCCCCCGAUGGAUGAAAGUCCCAGGGGGUUGGGCCUUGUUCGUCACAAUCGCGAUUCUCAAAUGGAUUUGGACCCCCACGUUUUAGACGAUCGCGAAAAAUUACGCGCUAAAAUCGAAUCCGAUGGUGAUUUAAAAGUUUUGGAACGACCCGAUGUUAGAAGAAGUAAUUCUCAAGAAAUUAAAGGAAGAGGUAUUAGGGAGGAUCAAAUUGGGGAUGUAUUGUUACAAGGAUUCACGAACAGUCCGUAUAUUAUUCGAGGGGGCGAGGAUUCCGAUAGAACAGCAAGGGAACGAAGAAAUAAAGUUAAGGAGGUGAGUUUUUCUUUUUAUUUUUGA
Molecule: messenger RNA, 594 nt
Organism: Onthophagus taurus
Lineage: Eukaryota; Metazoa; Arthropoda; Insecta; Coleoptera; Scarabaeidae
Source: RefSeq, a predicted model, not a curated record